Molecule: messenger RNA, 1003 nt
Organism: Acaulospora morrowiae
Lineage: Eukaryota; Fungi; Glomeromycota; Glomeromycetes; Diversisporales; Acaulosporaceae
Source: the annotation of a GenBank genome assembly
AUGGCGGCUUUGAAAUUAUACUUUUUAGCGCUUAUCCUUCUUGCGCUUUUCGUUAUGAAAAAAAAUUUAACAGUUAUCGCGUCCAAACAAAAUAAACAAAGCGAAUAUUUACAAUUACUUGAAAGAAUUAAAGCAGGAUUUGAAGAAAAACCUUUAGUGCAAGACAGAGAAAUAAACGUUGACCCGAAAGUUUCUACGCAACUGAAAGAGUGGGUAAUGGGCGUCGCAACACUUUGCGUAAGUGGAAAAGCAUCUUUGGUUUUUGAGGAAUUUAAACCUCCAAAUGUGGUUAUAGAGUUAAUAAACUAUAUUGAAAAUCCUGACGCGCACCACAAGGAUCAAGAGAAGGAAGCUAAUAUUUUAAAAGUCAAUAUAAUACUAGACACAAUUUAUGACGCUGUUAAUCGAGAUUUACCCUACUUUCGAUCUGAAGAGGACUUUUCACCAUACGCACCGCAUUACGCACCGUUACAGACAAUACUUAGUUCUAUUGUUAUCCGUUCUCAACAAACGGUAGAUGCGUAUUUAUCGUCAUCUAUCUGUACCACAACAAACGAAAGUUUUCAUAAACUUACAGACAGGUCAAUAUUCUAUAACUCUUUGUCAGCGGGAUUGUCAUCAUCAGUUCUGUCUCAUGUUUCAAAGAACUUCGGAUACGAAAUAAAAACCAACUUACUGUUCGAUAUAAUAAGCACACUUGCUAUUCAAAUUCACAUGAUCAAGUCGAUAGCAUCUUUAGCAAAUUUAGACACUAAUGAUGAUGCGGUCAGGACGUUAAUUUACCUAUGCAUUGCGUCAGAUGGAAUAAAGGAUUCAUUGGCUAGAACAGCGAAGGAUUUGGCCUUAAUAAUAAUGCAAAGGAUGGUAUCAAAUAUUCCGACAUCCACUUCGAAGACUAUUGAUAAACAAAUUUCCAUGAAAUUAAUUACUGAAAAAGAAGAAGAGGGGAUUAUUAACCAAUUCUCGUCAAUUCCCUUUAUCGGAGAAUUAUUUAUGUUCAUUG